UAUCCGUGAUCAGAUAAUCAUAUUAUACAUUCAUCAACCAUUAAUGGAUAAAGAUUGGUCAACUUUUCCCAACUUCCCAAAAAUAAGGAAAUAUAAUAUUAUACCCUCUUCCAACUUUACACUCCAUUUAUCGUUACAUUCUCAACGGUCCAACGCUCCUUUUCUCAUUUCAUAAUCAUCAUCAUCUUCUUCUUCUACACAUCGAAUUGAUCGAAACAGGGGAAUUACAGAGAUAGAAUAAAAAGAAUGUCGAAAUCAGAAGAUAUAUUCAUUGGUUCAAUCGAUCAAGGAACAACAAGCACUCGAUUUAUCAUCUAUGAUGGAUCUGCAAAAACAAUUGGAUCUCAUCAAAUUGAAUUCACCCAGUUUUACCCUGUUGCAGGGUGGGUGGAGCAUGAUCCAAUGGAGAUAUUGGAAAGCGUGAGAAUUUGUAUUACAAAAGCGUUGGAUAAGGCAACAGCUGAAGGACAUAAUGUUGAUAGUGGGUUGAAAGCUAUUGGGAUCACCAAUCAGAGGGAGACAACUGUCAUUUGGAGUAAAUCAACUGGGCUUCCUCUUUAUAAUGCUAUUGUUUGGAUGGAUGUUCGUACUAGUUCCAUUUGCAGGAGACUGGAGAAGGAUUUAUCAGGUGGGCGUAAUCAUUUUGAGCCAUCUUGUGGUUUGCCUAUUAGCACUUAUUUCAGUGCAACAAAGCUGUUGUGGUUGCUGGAGAAUGUAGAACCGGUUAGAGAUGCCGUCAAAAGUGGGGAUGCUCUUUUUGGAACAGUUGACACUUGGUUGAUUUGGAAUUUAACCGGAGGGCCGAAAAAUGGAGUACAUGUAACUGAUGUAUCAAAUGCAUCACGAACUAUGCUAAUGAAUCUGAAGACUCUGAAUUGGGAUGAGGAAACAUUGAAGGCCCUUGAAAUCCCUCCUAAACUUUUGCCUAAAAUCGUAAGUAAUUCUGAGGUAAUCGGAAAUAUAGGGACUGGCUGGCCUAUCCCAGGUGUCCCUAUUGCUGGAUGUUUAGGUGACCAGCAUGCAGCAAUGCUAGGGCAGGCUUGUGGAAGAGGGGAAGCAAAAAGCACUUACGGAACAGGUGCUUUUAUACUCCUCAACACCGGUGCAGAGAUAGUGCAUUCGAAGCAUGGACUAUUAACCACAAUGGCAUAUAAACUCGGGCCUUCAGCACCAACAAACUAUGCGCUAGAGGGCUCUAUAGCAAUCGCAGGAGCAGCUGUUCAGUGGCUUAGAGACGGUCUUGGUAUAAUAAAAAGUUCUGGUGAGAUUGAAGAGUUGGCUUCAAAAGUUGAUUCAACGGGUGGUGUAUAUUUUGUUCCAGCAUUUAAUGGACUGUUUGCUCCAUGGUGGCGUGAUGAUGCACGUGGUGUUUGUGUUGGAAUGACAAGGUUUACUAACAAGUCACACAUUUGCCGGGCUGUGCUUGAAAGUAUGUGUUUUCAGGUCAAGGAUGUUUUGGAUUCUAUGCAUAAGGAUGCAGGGGAAAAAGGUGAGGUCAAGAAUGAAAAGGGUGAAUUCUUGCUAAGAGUGGAUGGAGGUGCUACUGUAAACAACCUUUUGAUGCAAAUUCAGGCUGAUUUACUGGGCAGUCCAGUGCUAAGACCUGAAAAUAUAGAGACGACAGCUCUUGGAGCAGCCUAUGCAGCAGGAUUAGCUGUUGGUGUUUGGAAACAAGAUCAGAUAUUUUCAACAGAAGAAAGAGCUAAGACAGCUCGUAUCUUCCGUCCUACAUUGGAGGAGGAAUCAAGGAAGAAGAAGGUGGGUUCCUGGUGCAAAGCUGUGGAAAGAAGUUUUGACUUGGCUGAUCUUUCUCUGUGACCUUCGGUUCGAGUUUCCUCUGUUCUUCUCACUAUACUGAUUAUUUCUGGUGGUGGUUAUGUUCUAAAAUAACACAGGCAUCAGUUAAUUUCACAUGUAGAUUUUAUAUACUUAUAUUCCUUAAUCACAGUAAAACUGAUCUUUAUAACAUUCUCUUUCAUAUCUACAGAAUGCUUUAACUGGA
Messenger RNA from Beta vulgaris subsp. vulgaris (sugar beet), 2002 nucleotides. RefSeq names its product glycerol kinase. Lineage: Eukaryota; Viridiplantae; Streptophyta; Magnoliopsida; Caryophyllales; Amaranthaceae. Gene Ontology annotation, biological process: glycerol metabolic process; glycerol-3-phosphate biosynthetic process; triglyceride metabolic process. Gene Ontology annotation, molecular function: glycerol kinase activity. The record is from RefSeq and is a predicted model, not a curated record. Gene Ontology annotation, cellular component: mitochondrion. Bases 247 to 1818 code for a protein of 523 amino acids. The transcript has 4 exons.